Messenger RNA from Rhipicephalus sanguineus (brown dog tick), 1299 nucleotides. Its product is annotated as alpha-1,3-mannosyl-glycoprotein 2-beta-N-acetylglucosaminyltransferase. The transcript has a single exon. Bases 1 to 1299 code for a protein of 432 amino acids. NCBI's taxonomy places the organism in Eukaryota, Metazoa, Arthropoda, Arachnida, Ixodida, Ixodidae. The record is from RefSeq and is a predicted model, not a curated record. Gene Ontology annotation, biological process: protein N-linked glycosylation. Gene Ontology annotation, cellular component: Golgi apparatus. Gene Ontology annotation, molecular function: alpha-1,3-mannosylglycoprotein 2-beta-N-acetylglucosaminyltransferase activity.
AUGAACCGGCUGCACGUGCUGCUGCUGGCCGGCGCCCUUCUCUGGGCCGUUGUGACCGGGAUCAUAUUCCUGCAGAUCAGCCAGAAUCGUUUGUACGCCGCCUUGCAGUCACAGGCAGUCGCGCUGGAACGAGACGUGCGCUCGCAGCUCGGCUCUAACGACGAAGUGCUCGACCAGCUCAAGCAGUGGAAGAAAGAGAUAGACGACGCCAGGGAAAAACCGGAGGUCAUCGCAGUACUGGUACUCGCCUGCAACAGAGUGACCGUGACACGAACGCUGAACCAGGUGAUGCGAUACCGGCCGUCCACUCAACGAUUCCCUGUCAUCGUGAGCCAGGAUGGCUACCACAACGAGACCUCCGAAGCGCUUCUCCUGUAUCAGCGGAUGUACAACUUUACCUUGCUUCAUCAGCCCGAUCAAACGAAGCUCACAGAGGGCAUGGCGGCAGUGUAUAACAUCGAGGGUUACCACCGCAUCUCGCGACAUUACAAGUGGGCGCUCACGCAAGUUUUUGAUCGUCUGAAAUACACCGCCGCCAUUGUGGUUGAGGACGACUUGGACAUUGCGCCCGACUUCUUCGAGUACUUCGCUGCGGUGCUCUCCAUUCUGCGCAGGGAUGCCACCUUGUUUUGUGCGUCUGCUUACAACGAUAACGGGAAGCGAAGUCACAUCACCUUGCAGCCGGACAUGCUGCACCGCACAGACUUUUUCUCGGGCCUAGGGUGGCUCUUGACUCGUGAGUUAUGGAAUGAAAUUGGUCCCCGAUGGCCUAAAGCUUUCUGGGAUGACUGGAUACGCCAGCCGGAACAGCGCAAAGGCCGCGCGUGCAUCCGGCCCGAAGUGUCACGCUCACGGACGUUCGGCCGCGUAGGCGUCAGCGAAGGGCAAUUCUUUGACAAGUACUUGAAAGACGUGCACCUCAACAAUGUCUUCGUGCGCUUCAGCGGCAUGGACUUAAGUUACUUGCUCCAAACUCGUUAUGAUGACGCGUUUCACAUGACGAUUAGCGAAAGCAGAGUGUACGCUUUCAAGGACAUCGGCAAGGGACUCGUUUCUCAGACACCGGCAAGGAUACAUUACGCGAACGAGAGUGAGUUCGUUGAGAUCGCGAAAGCUCUGGACAUCAUGAGCGAUUUUAAGGCAGGCGUUCCGCGCACCGCUUACAAGGGCGUUGUGAGCACUUACAUUAACGGGAUACGGUUAUUCGUAGUGCCACACCUGUGGCCGUUUGAAGCUCAUCUCCACAAGGCCAACCGACGUCGACCGAGUGGUCAGCUUCCGCGGCGGCCGCUGCCGUGA